Molecule: messenger RNA, 683 nt
Organism: Trifolium pratense (red clover)
Lineage: Eukaryota; Viridiplantae; Streptophyta; Magnoliopsida; Fabales; Fabaceae
Product: cysteine-rich and transmembrane domain-containing protein WIH2-like
Exons: 3
Coding region: 209-505 (98 amino acids)
Cellular component (GO): plasma membrane
Source: RefSeq, a predicted model, not a curated record
GUCCAUGACAGAAGCCACACCCCACAAAAAGCCCAAAGAGGCGUCAAUAAUAAACUAGUAUUUAAAUGAAAUAAUAAUUAGAUACUAUAUAUAUAAAGGAAUAAAUUGAUCAUAUUCAUAUACUAGUAUCUCUAUAUUCUCGCUAAACAAAACAAAACAGAUCCAUCGCUGCUGCUACAAACUAACCUUCAUCUUCGUCUGCCAAAAGAUGAGUUACUACAACCAACAACAACCGCCCGUCGGCGUUCCUCCUCAGCAAGGUUAUCCGCCACAAGAAUCUUACGGAAAAGAUGCUUACCCGCCACCGGGAUAUCCACCACAAGGUUACCCUCCACAACAAGGCUAUCCACCACAAGGCUAUCCACAACAGGGAUAUCCACCGCCUUAUGCUCCUCAGUACGCUCAGCCACCACCUCAACAACAUCAAAAUUCAUCCGGACCUGGUUGCUUGGAAGGAUGCUUGGCUGCUCUUUGCUGCUGUUGUCUCUUGGAUGCAUGCUUUUGAGGAGAUAUUACUUUGCACAAAUUGGACUGAGUACAUGUGUAUUUUGAAUUUGAACUCAUUAUUGUUCUUAUAGUAUCUUUUUAUUUUACUUGUUGGUUGUUUGCUUUUAUGAAAGUGAAGUCAUGAAUUACUCCUUCCAAACAUUUUACUGUCUCAUUAAAAGAUUGGUCGUUUUUUA